Alexandromys fortis (reed vole) is the source of this 6731-nucleotide messenger RNA. RefSeq names its product FA complementation group F (gene Fancf). The coding region runs from base 142 to 1401 and encodes 419 amino acids. Gene Ontology annotation, biological process: interstrand cross-link repair. The transcript has a single exon. NCBI's taxonomy places the organism in Eukaryota, Metazoa, Chordata, Mammalia, Rodentia, Cricetidae. The record is from RefSeq and is a predicted model, not a curated record. Gene Ontology annotation, cellular component: Fanconi anaemia nuclear complex.
AUAAAAGAAGAAAGCCCGGGGCUGCAGCUCUGUGGUAGCAUGCUUGCCCAGCCUGUGAGGUUCCUGGUUCCAAAAGUACCUGGCAAACGGGCUGUUUGAGAGCUUUGGGUUCACACGCGGAACCCAUCCGCACUGCGAUGAAUGUCAGCCCCCUUUCGGAAAACUGCUCAAAAUGUCCACCACAAAUGCCCACAAACGGGUUCUCUCCCAGUACCACAGUGGAAGCUCGCAAUAGACAGUUCGUUUCCAGCGCCAAGAGACCCGGAAACCCGAAGCGAGAUUGACAUGAGCCUCGCCCAAUGGCAGAGCAAGCAAAGGCGGGCCUUCGCGUGCACGUCCAAUCGGUUAGUUCCUUGGACGGCCAGGGCGGAAGCGGCCGCCAUGGAGCCGCUAGUGCAUCAUGUGGAGCGCUUCUCCGAGGUGCUGGCCGUGUCGUGUGGGCCGCUGGUUCGCUCCUGGGAUGCAACGACCGUGCGUAGGGCGCUGCAGUGGGCGCGCUAUCUGCUCCACGUGUACCGACGCUUCGCGGGCCGCGGCCGCGCGCGGGAGGCACUAGAGAGGCGGAUCCAGUCGCUGGGCGGGCCGCCCGGGCUGCGCAGCUUCGCGGCGCUGGAGUUCGGGGACGCGCGCCUUGCCCUGCGCCUGCUGCGGAACCGCGCGCUCGCGCCCGCCGCCGCCCACGCGCUGCCGAGCCUGCUCUUCCCCGGGCCCGGCGCGGACAGCGAGGACAACGCGCCGCAGUCGCGCCUGGCGCUCGUGGCGCGCCGCGGGAGCGCGCUGCACCUGCUGCUCCGCCUCGGCGGGGACGCGCCCCGGGGCGCGCUGCUGCGCACGCACGCGGAGCUGCUGUGCGCGCGCCUGCACGAACUGGGCAGUGCUGCCCCGGCGGCCGGGCGCGAGCUCCUCGAGACGUUGUGGGCCCGGGGGCCUCGGGAACACGUGUUGAACGUGGCGGGCGAGGCGCUGCUGCGCGAUGUAGACCCGCAGCCCGCUCACGCCGCAGACUCUGCGGGUGCGAAAGAGACACAGGAACUGCUGCGGUGGCUUCUGAACAGCCCCGAGGUCUUGACCGCUUUCUGCCGCCGGCUGCCCGCCUUGCGCCUGGCCUCUUUGGCCGGCCGCCACCCCACGCUGUCUCGCGCCUACCUGGGCCUGCUCACAGCCUGGGCCACGCAACUGCACUAUGACCUGCAGAAGGGCUCCUGGGUCCCCAUGCAGCCUGAGGACAUGCCCUGGGAGGAGUUGUGCCUCCGGCUGCAGAGCUUGUGCCAGGCCCCACCACCCCUGCAGGAAGAGGUACUGGAGACUGUGCGCACCAACAAGGCGCUGGAUGGAGACUUCGAGGUUCCCGGGAUGAGCAUCUGGACGGACCUACUGCUGGCCCUGCCUGGUGGUGCUUAACUGAGUGUGGGAACAUGUGAGGUUCUUAAGUCCCAGGCCGAGCAUCUGGACAGACCCAUCUCAGGGAGGGAUGGAGGAAACAGCAGACAUCUCAGCCAAGCCUCCACACUCUAGUGUCCUGCUACUACUUGACUGUAUAUACAGUUUACAAAAAGCGUUCUCAACAACGCCCUGUGCUACAUGGUCCCCAAACCUAAUUAUAUAGGUGCCAAUUUUAAGUGGUUCGUAACACAAGCACAAAUAUCUUUGCGUUUUCUAGAUUCCGGAAAUAGUGUUAUUUCCCUUACCAUGGUGGGUCCAAGAUCUUGGCCAUGUUGGGCAAGUGCUUCACCACUGAGCUACAUACCUUCCCUUGAAAGAAUUCUUAAAGCCAUGGAAUUUUCAACUUGUUUUGUAUAAAGCUAACUUAUAAGAAUACUAAAAAUAGAUACACCUUUUAAAGGAAAAACGAUUGACUUUUCUUGUUUACUGACUCUUUAUUGGGGAAAAGCUUUGUUUAACCAGAAACACGAGGUAGAAUCAAAAUGUUAGUUUCAAAGCUGCCUAGCUAUAGUCAAAGUCUAGAUGUGCCUUCCUUAACCUGUUCACCAGCCUUAAUGUGCAUCAAAGCUGUGUGUUCAGAAAGUUCUGUUUCUCGUUUGUGCAAGUCACUACUCUCAAAAGUCAAAAUAACAGCGAACUAUACCAUUUCUUGAGUACACACAUAGUGUUUAGAGCACAGUAAGUGUAAAUGUAUCCUUUUGGGGAUUUCGAUUGGAUGGUAAAGAAAUCAAACUAGUAAGUUAAUGGCGCUUGUGUCAUUAAUGAGGUUGAGUUGGCUCUUUUUCCUCAUGGUUGCUAGAUGGAGACUAUUUGGAGUGUUUGUGACUAAGAACCCAACUUACAUCUUCUGGAUUCUGACAGGAUUCCUUUGUGCAUUUACACAGGAGUGACAACUCAGCCACAUUCGUUAUAUUUUCACACUUUGGGACAUUUUCCUACUCAGUUUUUAUUUAUUUAUUUUUUCUGGUCACUCUCAGCAAGGGAUACACGUUCCUUUUUCUCCUAAACCCUUGGCAGCAUUUAUUAAUUUUUAUGAAGCUAGUCAGUAUCUGAGUUCUAUUUUGAUGUUUUAGGGUCUCUGUUGCUGAAGUUAGCCUGGAACUCACUGUCUGCCCAUGCUAGCCUACGGUAUUCUCCUGCAUCAGCCUCCUAAAUGCUGAGUGUGAACCAAUACAUAUAGCUGAAUUCUGUGUUUCCAUGGUUUUGAUAUUUUAAUACUGUUGCAUCUCACUCCUAGCCUAUUUUCUGUUUUAUUUUUGUUACAGGAGGAAACUAAGUUUCAUAUAGUAAAGGACAUCUUGAUUCUCUCACAGUUUUAUCACUUCCAUUUCAGAUGAUUUUGUGGGGUCCAAGGUUGUGUUUCCAUUUACUUAUUGGCUUUUGUUUAUUUAUUUUGAUUUUAGGAUGCUUUUGGGAAACACCUCAUGGUGUUAAACAUUUUAAUGUGUAUUUAUAAAUGCAUGCCUGACUCCUGUUGAAAGGUGGUUUUGCUGUCCACAUGAUUUUCAGUUAACCUUCAGUGUGUUCUUCAUCUCUCUCUCCUUGUUGGUAAAGAAGGGAAGCAAUCCUCAGGCUGCAGUUUCUUUGUAAGUGGACUUCUUUCUAUUUUAAUGUGAUCCUUGGUUCAACAUCUGCAUCCCCAACACUUCCUCCAUGUUCCUAUUGUUCCUAAUCUGUCCUCUGACUGGUUGGGCCGAUACUAGGUUUAAGCUACCCAUAUCCUAAAGCUGUCUCCUGGCUGUUUCCUUGGCAUUUUGCUGCUGUGGAAACUGCUGGUCUCAUGUGACCCAUUUGCUGGUACUGGAUAUUCUGACCCAGAUUUUAACCUGAAAAUGACUUCCCAGCCUUGGAGAAAUUUUUUCCAAAUUCCACUGCAGUUACACUGGCUUGGGGCACCUUGUGAAUAAGUAGGUAGGAUCUACAUCAUAUUUUCCCUCUUAGUGGGCUGACGUCAGUGUGCUGCGGUGAAUUACCUGGGACCAGGACUGGAGAAGGGUCACCUGCCUAGCCACUAAAUAUAACUUCCUUUAUUCAAAUGAUUGUUUAAAGAUGUGGGUAUCUAUUUAUGUUAUAACAAUGCCAGUGCUUCUAAGUAGUAUUGGCAAGGCCUAGGUAAUUGAAGGCCUGCCUGGCAUGUAACAUAUCUCAAGUGUUUUUAUUUUGUUUCUUUAAUUCCAGGAUUAGUUUCUAGCAUUGCUUUUUUUUUUUAUUUCAGAUCUACUUUAUCUUUAAAUAAAUGUGUAUGUGUGUGUGUGUGUGGAUGUGGAUGUUUGCAUGUGAGUACAGAUGGCCUUAGAGGUCAGAAUGGAGAGUCCUGUCACCUAGAGCUGGAAUUGCAGGUAGUUGGGAACUGUCCAGUGUGGGUCCUCUGCAAGAGCAGCAAAUGCUCUCAAGCACUGAGCCAUCAGCCAGUCUUUUUUUAUGGUCUGCAUUUCACUUCAGAGUCUGAAGUUUCUUCAGGUGAGAUCAAACCCCACUGCAUUGAUGGGACUCCUUGUUUCUUUGUGUGCUUUGUUUUGACUUUGUUGUUAUUGUUUGUUUUUUGAGUUGAAUUUCUUGGGGUGUACAUCUUGGUUAUCUACUUGAUUGGAUCUGUAAUCAACUAAGAGACAGGCUUCUGGAGACGUCUGAAAGGUAUCCCCUGGGAAGAUUAACUCGAGGAGAAGACCCACACAUACACCUAGUAUCCUUCCAACCGCCCAGGUAUUUGAAGAUCAGAAGAAAAAGCAAUUGCUUUGGGCUGCCUGCCUUGACCCUUGCUCGUGGGUGUAUACAUUCUCCACGUGUCUCACCAGACCACAUGCUCAGUGGGAACAAGCCCACUUCUGACUUGUUUCUCCUGGAGCAGCCUGAAUUUCUGGGCUGCAACUGACACUCAUAUGUAACUGAUGGCUAUGCUUGCGUGAAUGGAAAUAGAGCAAAAAUCUGUGACCGUAUCAUCACCAGAGUCAUCUAUCUAAAAGGUAUAACCCACUUUAGAAGUGAUUUAAGUAGAAUAAAUCUGAAUAAUCAAGUCCCAAUACAUUGUGACUUUCUCAGAUUUCAACCCAGCAGUCUUAAACACUUCCCGGAGUUACUUUACUGCUUCAGAGUUGAAUCUGUGUUCAUCCAUGCCCUGACUAUUUCUGAGGGUAGCCUGGGCUACAUAGUGCAUUCAGGCAAAUCAGAGAUGAGUCCCAGGCCAGUCUGAGCUACUUAUGAAAUCCAGGCUAGCCUGGACCAUAGUAUAAGAUCCAUGACCUCCCCUCAAAAAGGAUUUUGUUGCUAUGGAUGAAUUUUCAAGUUUACUCUUCCCCUGUGUCAUAUUUUGACUCUGAUGUUGUAUGCCAAAUUUCAAAAGUAGGACAGGUUAUAAACAGAAUGACCCCUCUGCUAAAAAUUUAGCAUGUAUAAGAUAUUCAUUAUUGAUACAAGUUAAUUGAUGUAAACAGUCUAAGAAGCAACCAUUGAUUUUUCUCAAGAUUUAAUUGGAAAUGAUCAAUUACUCUAUCAGAAGCAUGGCAGCACCUCAUUUAUCAGAUGCUUAUUGCCCUAGUGGGCUGUCAGUGCCCUUUUGACUUAGUAAUGUCAUGGCCCUAAGGGAAGGAGCUUAAAUCAUUACAGUGAUGCCUGGCUCCAUCUGUCUCUGAUAGCUUCCUUGCUCUUCAUACUGCAGUUAGGUUUUGAGUUAAAAGGAGCUUGCCGUGUGUAAAGUCCCAUUGUGGUUGGGACACUGUCUUUUCACAGUGAGCAUUCUGGAUCACACCCUGCAACAAGUUCCAUAGGCAGUUACUGUCAGGUCCAAAGGAAACUCCAAUUCCCCAAACUCCCAAAGGCAGUCCAAAUAUCCAGAUUCAAAGAUGGGAACUGGUUUUGUGCAUUCCUGUGGAAUGCUGGCUUUACUCUACCCACUGAAAAUGUUCCUGUGGUCCAGGAUGGGUUCGUUUCUGGAUAGAUAGAACUUUGGCGUUUAGGGAAUUGGGGUUUCCUUUGGACCUGACUGUGAUCAUGGGGGUUCUAACAUGAAAACUGAGUUUACAUUUUAUGUUUAUGUAUGCUACAAACACGCUUUCAAGCUCUGAAGGCCAUCUGUGGUAACCUCUAGAUCCUAGGUUUAAUUUGAAAUUGGCUUCUACACAGUUUAAAAAGGCAACUUGUUCCAAAGGCAAAUUCUUGUCUGCGUUUAUCACAACAUUCUUUAUGACCCUAUACUUCUACAUUAAAGUGGCAAUUUUUUACUCAUCUGGUAAGCACUGUUGCCACUCUGUUGUUGAGAUUUAAUGUGCUAAAAAUUAUUAAAAUCUAAUUCAAUAAUAAGCUAUUUUUGUGUUUUAAAGUGAUCUUGCUGAGUUGCCCAGACUGACCUUGAUCUCAGGGUUUCUUGACUCUGUCUCCAUAGCAGUGUAGAUUACAGAUUUGUGUUGUGCCGUCAUGCCUUGCUUAUGAUAUAUAUAUAUGUAUGUAUAUACAUAUAUAUUAUAUAUAUUUAUAUUAUGAGCCAAAAGUCUCGUAUUUUUAAAGACUUGAGAAAGUAGAAUGUAAAGAACAUGUUUGUUUUAGGUAAAUACUGGGUCUGUUCAUUCGUGCGUCAGCUCAAAGCUCUGAGACAGUUGCUGAAAUGUUCAUUACUGUGCUGAGCUUUGACAUGAUAUCAAUAGCUUCAGUGCGAUAUUCUGUGCGAGGCUGUGCAUAUACUUAGAAUAUUGACACAGUGCCCUCAGGGAUAUGAGCGUGUGUGCUGUUAGCUCUCAGUGAAUGUAGAUGUAACCAUGGGAGAACAUGACCAGAUUUCUUUGCAAGUCCCAGACAUGUUCAGUACCAUAAAAACAUCUGAUGUCAACUUUGAAAUUGACCUCACCAGUGUCCCCAGUCAGAUUCUGUGGGACACUGAACAAAAACCAAGACAAGUAGAGGAAAAAGGUUUGUUUAUAGGGAGAAGAUGGGCUGUUAGGGAUGGAAGAGAAGUCGGGGGAGGGUGUAGAAUCCACAGUGCACAUGUAUGAAAUUGUAAAAGAACACAAUCUACCCAAAGUGAUAACUGUAUUUGUAUCUACAACUAAACUUUAAACAGCUUUCAAUGUAAUAGCAAUUAAACAUUUUAAAAGUAAAUCCUUGAAGUUUAUUAGUUGUUUUAUCUUCUCUUCUAAAUGUAAAGAGAUCUCAUAAUUUGGAAUACUUUUGGCAGGAGAAAGUUCUCCAUUUUCUGUUGUAAAAAAAAAAACACACAGAAAAUACAAAAUAAUGUUAGCAGUAUUUUAGACAAAUACUCGGUAUUUUCCUGAGCAGAAGCAACAGUGAAUGGGAGAAGG